GUAAAUAAGAGUCGAAAAUGGACGACGACGUCCGUAGUAUUUCAAAGUGCACUAAACAUGAACAGUAAUUGACUUGAUGAUGGGUGAUAACUAAAUUACCCUACUAGCAGUGUCUGGAUUGCCUGUCAGAUAUAGUACCAGCAGCAGCCACAGCAGCAGCCAUGAGUGUGUUACACGACCUUCUGGAGCUGGGGCAGCACCUCCGACAGGAGAAACUCUUUGUGGGCAUGGAGAGGGACCAGCUUCAAAAACUGUACGAAGAAGUUCGCAAAAUUGGUGAAGACCUGUUUCAUGCUUCAUGGAUUUCUAGACAACAAAAACUGAAUUUAGACCAUCUGCAGGCUAUGGGCCAUGAUGUUCCUUCGGAGGAAAUCUGUGCCAAAAACAAUCAACUCGAGAGUGUUAAUUUUCAGGAUAGUUAUAAGGUUCUUGGACAUCAUGAUUCGAAGUAUGGCGACUUGUUUAAAUAUCUACAUGAAAACCCAGUACUCCUGGCUCACUGUGUCUGUGCUCUAGAGAAGGUGAACAUUACAACCACCACUAAAGUCAUUGGUAGUAUCAUGUCAGCCAUAUACGGGAACUGUGUUGUACAAGAAGAUGAGCAACAUGUAUUGCAGCUUCUAAAGACGCUGAUCGAUGUUCAGCUUGGUGGUCACGACAACCCCAGAAGACUGAUCAGACGAGGAAACUGUGCAUUCAGCCUCAUCUUCAAGCAGCUGAGUGAUAUGUUGUUCUCGACCCGUCUCUUUCUCACAGCCGCUCUUCACGACCCGGUUAUGAGACUUUUGAUGGAAGACGAAUGGUUUUAUGAUAUAGAUCCAGAUAAAGCUUUAGUUCGUUUUCCGCCAAAAGAGAGGCAGAAGAGGUUUGGUGAACCAGGAAGUGAUGAUUACAAAUUGAAAGUUCAGAAUUACCGUAAGUUUAUUGUUGAUAAGUUAGUGCUGUUGUGUACACGGUUCAUCAACUCCAUCAAGAGCAACAUCCACUGCUUCCCGGCUAGCAUCAGUUGGAUUGUGGCCCAGGUGUUUCAGACCCUCACUAAAGGGAACAAACUCUCUACUGGAGAAGUGCGGGCGACGUGUGCUGAUCUUAUUUUUGCCCUAUUUAUUUGUCCCGCUAUUUGUGAUCCUGAGCCAUAUGGUAUCACAUCUGAUGUCCCAAUCAGCCACAUCGCACGACACAACCUGAUGCAGAUGGCCCAGAUCGUCCAGGUUCUUGCCAUUUCACAAUGGGAUGAGAUUGAUCCAAAGCUGCGGGAUUUAUACGGAAGGUUUGAGAAGGGAUGCAUGUCGUCGUUUCUGGACUGCCUGGUGGAUGGGGUGGGCGAUGAGGUCCCCAUCAUGGGGAUCAGUCAGUUCCAGAGUGCUGCCCGCUCCACCGUGCUCCUCACACACCCUCAGCUGAACCUACUGGUGAACUGUUUGCGGAAUACCAGCGCUGGCAUCGAUGACAAAGUACCUGGUCGCAAAACACUGCAGGAGCUGCUUGUGUGUUUGCCAUCCGAUAUGCCACAAGGUCAAGGUCAUGACAACCACCUGUCAGCUCACGGACCCACUCCUCUAAACCCUACCCCUCCUGGCACUCCCAACAAUCAGAAGAAGAUCUUCAGAGGUUUGAAGAAGAAGAAUUCUCUACCGAAUCUACAGGUGUCUGCCGAGGAUGGGGAAGCAACAGAUGGAGACUCGAAGACAGGAGAGCCAAUCGAGGACAUCUUGGUUAUCUCCCUUGGUGUGGGAACUGAUUGUCCAGGGAUGAUGGCAGAAAAUAAGAUUUUGUCAUGGGAGCAGGAGAAUCGUCGUAGAAAGGUGAAAUACAACACCGAUAUCAGUGAUGGUGGCCCUAUUGAGAUCCAUGAGAAGAGGACGCGUUUCUCUCUCUCACACGACCAGGAAUCCAUAGGCAAUACCAGCGACUAUCAGGAAGCCAUAUCCGAGGCAGCAUCCAGCCAUUCCGUGGAUAUGGAGAACGACAACGACAAUCUUUCCGACAUGAUGUCCGCCGAUGUGAGUGGCCGUGGGUCUCCGAGCAUCAGCGGGCGUGAUACACCCCUCUCCCAGGCAGGGAGUGUGGAGGAGAGAGCACCUGCUGAGUUUGCAGUCCCUGUCCCAGAAACUGUACAGAAGCAGAACAGGGUGGAUGUGACGGAGAGAUUUGGCAAGUUUGAAAUCAAGGCCGAACUGGAAAGGGACGAAACCAAGUCAACAGUGAGUGACACCUGGAGCACGGAUGUUCUGGCAAGUGACUCAGAACCUCCAGAGCAGAACCAGCUAGAACGACUAGAGGAAGUUGCAGAGGAGAUGGGGAGGCCGCCGCCGUUCCUGUUAGCUCCACGAGACGCAGACUCAGAUAAUGCAUUUCCCCCAAGUUUGUCUGAGAUGUCUGAGACUGCGAGCGAUGCAUGGAGCACAGACGUCCUGGCCAGUGACACGGAUGAGAAACAGUCGGAACUGUUGACAGACCUGGAUCAGGAUGACAUCAGUAUGAGCUCUGUGAUGGAGCGAUCAGACAACCUUGAUGACCAGAGUCUGGAGGACACACCCUUAGCUUCAGGAGGACACAGUCCUUCAGGUGAUCGAGACCUGCUGGGGUUUGGAGCAGAAGGACACUCUGUAAAGAGGGCUGACUCUCUAGGAUCAGAGGAAGUGUUUUCAGAGGAUGUUUUUGCUGAUGAUAUCACUCCAAGUGCUGAAACAUCUCAACUUAAUCAGACAGUGGAAGCUGCAGCAGCGGAUAAACUUCCAAAACCAGAGGUCAAGGCUGAAGGUCAAGGUCAGAAUCGGACAUCUCCAGACUCAAGGCAGAGUCAUGGCAGGACAGGCAACACUGAGUCUGAGCAUCGCCAGAAUGCAACUGUGACGUCAAAAAGUGAUAGCCUCUCUUUACCAAAAGAUCAUCAUUGUGGAGCAAGACCUAAAGAAUUCCAUAAACGUAGUCACCACCAUCACCACCACAACCGAGCUCACGGAGGGUACAACUCUGCCAAGGUUGAGGCCUGGGCCAAAAGUAAUGGCAUCGGCGGAAACAAAGAUGGACCAAAAUUUGGGGCAGAAUUUGAGAGUAUAUCAAUGGCACGAAGUGCAGGGGGCAAACCAGUAAACGCCCAAAAGCUGCCCACGACCACCACCAUCAACGACCAGGACAUUGAUGAGGGUAUAGAAAUAUCCGUAGAUGUUAACAGCCUGGCAGAUCAAGUCGAAGCUGUAGGACUGUCUGAACAGCAGAAUGUGAAAUUCAAUGAAAACCGAUUAUCUGCGACACUCAGUCUUUUUGAUCCACUGUCACCCGAGAACAGCAGUACAGGCGACCUGCUGGAGGGGGCAGGGGGAUUGUCAGAGCACCCUGUCACCACCCUCCCAGCUGCAGCCUGCCCUCCCGCAUGUCAGCCCCACCCUCAUUUUCUGCCACCCAGAUAUUCCCUGUACACAGCUCCAUCAGCUCAGAGGGCAACCAGUGAAAUUCUCAUCUCGGUAUCCAGUAGUGAUGAAGUUCAAGGUCAGCUGCAGAGUUCGGCAGAGACGGUGAAGUCAACGAGCCAGGAGGACUUGCGUGGGGGACGUCGGGACAGCAGCGAUAGCAGUCAUUCCGCAGCCUCCCUGAGACUCAAUGAUACAGCUAGCUCCAGCAAAGAAGCAAGUGUGGACACGCUCUCCAUGAGAUCCAAUGGGGACAAUGUAUCGAUGAGAUCAGACGAUAAGGAUUUUUCUGAAAAUGAUGAGAAAGGCUUUGAUAAGAUCAACAAGAAGGGGUUCUUUAAGAGUGUAAAGGAGAAGAUACACAAAGGCAUCAAAAGAAGAACUCUGAAGACAGAUAAGGAAUUAGGUGCAGGAGGCGACAGUUCCUUCACAGAGGAUUCUGGGAAGGGUGCGGCUGAAGCUGAAGUGGACCCAAAAGCAGAGAGCUCCUUCGACAUCCUGGACAAAUACCGGAAGAAAACUCCCCAAGACCAGCAGGCUGAGGACCAGUCAGAGCUGACCGACUCUGCAUACCAGAGUCAGAUGAAGAGCAAGGACGAGGAAGAAGGUCCGCCGUUCUACGACCCCAGCAACUUGGAAGGCUGCUUCGCGUUCAUGGAUGCGAAGCGGAAGCUGAGGAUGGUGUUGAGUGCUGGGGACUUCCUGGGCAGCACAUCCCUGCACCAGUUGAUGACCAGCCAGCCACACAGUCCUCGAGAGUUUGACACCGGGCCCAAGAAGGACAAUGACCUGAUCAGCCUUCUCCGGGCUCAGCUUGCUGAAGCCAUUAAUCUCCAGAAUAAGGAUGUCAUUGCACAGCUGCAUGAAGUUAUACGAUGUAUACGCCAGUUUGACAAUGAUGGCUGUAAGAAGCUGGUGAAGGCCUUGCGGGAGGAGUACCGCAGCCGGUCGGCCUACAUCUCCUACCUGAUCCGCUGCCGCCAGGGUCUCCUUAUGUCUCACUCCUACCUGCAGAGACUCCUCAACAGGAUACAGAGGGACAAGGAGAUCUGCAACAAACACAUGGUUAAUGUGUGCGUGCGGCUGUUCAUAGAAAGGAGGGAAAAGAAUGUCCUCUACUUCAUCUCGGAUUUCCAGAAGCUCACUGUGGCGGAUGAGAAGACUGACUUGGUGGACAGGUUCUUACAGGUUCUCUACCGGGAGAUGGAACAGGAUUCAAUAUGGAAAGCUGCCACAGAGAACCAGCUGAUUGACGCCCGACUGGCCGUGGAACGCCUGCUGAUGAGUCGAGUGUACAGUCAUGCCAUGUUUCCAAAUGGAGACGGAGACUUCAUGAGGGACCAACUUUUCCAUCAGCAUCUGAAGAAGCUGUCGGCACUAAUUACUCCGACACACAAGGACCUGUGUAUACCCCGCAUGUACCACUUUGAGUGUCCGUGGCCGGCAGCUCAGCGCGAGAUCUACAUGAUCAAUGCAUACAAGACCCCAAAGGACAAGCUUCAAUGCGUGUUGCGAUGCUCUACCACCAUCAUGAACCUUCUGAGUAUGGCCAACGAGAAAUCUGUGCCCGCGGCCGACGACUUCAUCCCAGUACUUAUAUUUGUCCUUAUCAAGGCCAACCCACCAUGUCUACUGUCUACCAUACAGUAUGUGAACAGCUUCUACGAGAGUCGACUCGCAGGGGAGGAGCAGUAUUGGUGGAUGCAGUUCUCAUCAGCAGUCGAGUUCAUCAAGACCAUGGAUUAUUCCACCUAGAUGAUGAGCUCACAUUCAUGGACGGUUGUUUCCAGACCAGAGGAUCUCAAAGCAUGUUUCUUCAUCGGAUACGAAACUGAAGAAUUGAAGCAACACCACGAGAUCGAAGGGCAUUAUGUGAUGUUGCAGUUGUCUUUAUUGGUUCGGGCAGGAUGCUUGGCCCUGGUCCUGGGAUGCUGUUUUUAGUUGCUUGGACAUGAAACCUGGUCCCAGCAACCAGGAGAAGAAUGACGAGAUGGAUUUGUAAUGCUUAAGUUCUUUCAAGCUGGUAUAAUGCCGGUCAACACAGAUGUCCCGACAGGGUUGAUGAUGCAAGACACUUUCCACAAGAACAAAGUAUUUUUGACAACUUUAUAUAAAUUUUAUUAAUGAUUAUUGAUAUCAAUAAAUUAUGUAUGUCUUUUCCUUGGUAGAUGUUCAGUUGCAUGGACAGACAGGCUGUAGUUAUCUCCCUUCAUUCUGUUCGUACAACACAAGUUGAUCUCAAUAAGUUGAUGUGUUCAGUCCUGAAUGGCAGCAUUAUGUUGAAAAAUGCUAGUAAAUAUCUUUUAUCUUGUAGUUUUGCCAUAUUUCUGUUUUAUAUGUUGUUCAACAUAUUGAGAAUAAACAUCUACAUUACAUAAAAUUAGUAUUACAUCAGGUGUAAUUUUGAAAUGUACGUAUGCAACAUACAAUGGCUUCUAUUAACUGAUUAUGGAAACUAUUUCAUGAAACACAAUUAUCUUGUUAUUCCUUUUUUUUCGAAAUGUAACUAUUAUUAAUUCUGUCCCUGUUGAAAACACGACACCAUUAUUUAUAUAAACAAACUUGCAUGAUGUUGGGAAAACAGCUUUAACUUUAUUGAGUUUUCCAAGCACUAUUCUAUUGUUCAUUCAAUUUUCAUCUAACUCGGGGUGGAGAAUCAAGGGAGAUAACUUGGAAUGUAUUGUUUCAUGAUUAAAUGGAGACCAACUCAAUUACAGGGGGAUAUACUCUAUGUCUUUGCUAUGUUUGAUGACUGUGAUGAUAGACUUAGGUUAAAUGUGAAAGUAAUGCUUGAUUUAUUAGAUAGAGUGGACUAAGUUGUUGAGAGUUACAUGAGCAUAUUGAUGUUAUUGUGUGUUGAAACAGUGAUCAUUGUUUAGUCAGAGUAACUUUGUUAUAUUUUACUUGAACAUUCUUCCACUUGUUAUCCUGUUGUCAGAUUUAUGAAUGUCUGUGUUGUAAAAAGUCACUUGUGUCUAUCCACUUAACAAGGAAAACAUUGUACAUUCUGCUUGGAACGAUUUCUUACCAUGUAAAUUUCAAUAGGCAUAAUUUAAUUUUAGAUAGUUUGCUUUAUGCUUAUGUGGGCUUAGUGUUUGAUUAUAAUAAUGUCACUCAUAUUGUUUUGCAGGACUUGUUCAAGCAUUCAUUGUUUGUUGAUUUUCAUUUUUUUUAAAGAAAAAUAUUCAAUGACUUGUUAAGGAAUAGCUUUCCAUAUGGAUAAUUAUCUCUCUUAUCAUUAUUCCUUUUUGAAAUUGGUUGCAAUUAUUAAGAUGUCCAUUAAGUCAGUGAUUUGAAUUCCAAAUUGUGAUUUGAUUCUUGGUUUGUUGGCACUCACCAUGCACCCGAUGAAAUUCCAGGUUAGAGGAGGUCCCUGUUGGUAGGAAUUUGCUGGUCAGUCUUACUUGAUUGCGUGUCACUACACCCAGACAACAGGCAUCUCUGUUCAUAUCAGUCACACAAUUGUCGGGGAGAGCGGGUAGAACAGCCAGGUAAUCAACAAGCGUGUGUAUUGAAAUUUCAAUUUCACAUGUGCAACUCGCACACCUGGCUGUUCUACCAGCAAGUGGUCCCCCUCGUAAUACAUAGCGAAAAAGUGACAAUAUAAUGAUCGUUUGUUAAACAACUUUUUAUUUUCGUGUCCAAAAUUAUGAGACAAAUCAUCAGAGUUGGUCUGUCGAUUUCAUGUCACUGUGCAAAAUUUGGUUUUCUUGCAAUUAUUAGAUUUUGUGUUAGUGAGCAGUUCAUCGGUCUCAAAUGAAAUCAAACAGACUGUAAUGGUUUUCAAGCUUACUUCCAACGUUACGCUGAGGAAAUGAAAUGCAAAGAUAUUUCUGAAAUACUUAUCUAAAUCACAAUCAAGUCCAGAUCACUCACUCCUCUUCACUAUGCCUCUAUUCAACAUGUGAUAUGUAUGUGAUAUGUUCUCAAUGUAACGUUGGAUAAGGAAGGGGUGUGAAAUCAUUAUUUAUGGUAUGUUUAGUACUUUUGCUAUAUCUCUCCAAUCUUGAAGCAGAUGGAAACUAAACAUGCUUCUGUCCCUUACCUGCAAAAUAUUCUCCCAAAAGCUAUGUGAACACCACUGCCUCUGCACCAACCCACCAUGGGUCUGCAAGGGAUUUAUUUAUUAUUAUUAUUUAUAUUUUACUGACCUUCUCCCAUGGACAGGAGUUGGGUUAGUCCAGUGGAUCAUGGUUUGGUUAUCCCACUAAAGGUUUGAGUUUGAUUCAGAGGACGAUUGCUUUGUAUAUGAAGCCCAUCUGUAAUUAGUUGCUGAAGAUGGUAUUUAACUGUCAUCAAUACUCACACUCCUGUUUGGUGUCAAGAACAUUUUAGAGUUAACUCCCUUGAACAGGACACGGGUUUAAUGGAGGGUUUGUCAUCUUAUGGGAUUUCUUGUCAGUUUUGGCAUAAGUAAUUACGAUUUUGCGAUAAUUGAUAUUUAGUUAAUGAUAUCUGAAGUAAAAUGUAUUAGUUCAAAGAAUGGAACCUGAAUAAAUACACAACAUAUUUUUAAUUAAAGAGGAUGUUAUUCGAAGCUCUGUAAAAAUAUCAUUCUUGUCCCUGUGUUUUUCUAGAUUCCUGUCUCACUUAAUCAGAGUAUUUUUACAUACAGUUGUGAUUGUCUAGUCUGUGUAUUAAGAUUUAGUCACAUUCAGCCAUGUUUACCACUUCAUACACUGACACAGCAAUGCCAAGCAUGUAGUAACAGUGUCAUGAUCAAUAACUUGUCAGUUAUUAAAUAUUGAUAAUGAAAUUUAUUUACUUACCGGUAGCUGUGAUUUAUGCUUAUAGUAUAAUGUAAUUUAUGCUUUGACAGGGGCGGUGGGUAGCCUAGUGGUUAAAGUGAUCGCUCAUCACGCCAAAGUCCCGAGUUUGAUUCCCCACAUGGGCAAAAUGUGUGAAGCUGGUGUCCCCUGCUGUGAUAUUGCUGGAAUAUUGCUAAAAGCGGUGUAAAGCCCAACUCACUAUUAUUUGUCAUCUUGUCCAUUGCAAUUUGUUAGACAAGUCUUUAACACCUCACAACCUUUGGAAGAACCUCUCGUCUUAACAGGAUUUGAUAAAAAGUUCUUAAAGAUAUAAAGAUAGUACAUUUAUGUGAACAAUGUUUCCUUUCUUUAGACUAGAAUGAAGUUUUCAUACUCUUACGUUGUCAUAUGAGCGAAAUAUUCUCAAGCACAGCGUUAAACCCAAUUUCACCUCACCUCAUACUCUCUUAAGAGGUGUGAGAUCAUGUCAGUAUGGUUUUGAGAGCAUGUGUAAAACGGAAAGCAUCUUUAAAGUAGGAAAGUAUCUCAACGAAAAAGGUCAUAACAGAAAAUUAAGAUAAGAUGAUGGAAUACAUUCAUGGAUAGUGGAAUUAAGAGUAACCAUGGAAACAGGAUUCUUGUUGAGGAUUGUUAUCAUGACCUGCCCAGACCUGAAUGAAAUGGUCAAAGGGAACUAAAGGUAUUACAUAAUGAAUACAGGUGUGUAUGUUUUUAAGAGUUCAAUUAUUGUGGAAAAAGGUAGAUUAUCCUAAUUAUUGUAUGUCUGUAACCAUGGAAACUUUACACUGAAAGGAGAGGGCAAAUACACCUUUAGAAUUAAAAAAGUAUUUUGACAUUUGGAACAAUUAAAGCUAAACCAGCAGUGUUGCUUAAUUUGAUCUUUCUUUGAUAAUUAAAACCUAACAUAGGUUUUGUUCUUAAUUGUUAAGUUAAGAAAGUUUUUGUUAUUGGAUAUUUUUUCAAUUUUGUUUUCUUUCAAUGAAAUGCACUUAUACUAUGUUCUGGCUGUUCCAGACUCGAUUAUUUACAGACCGCCGCCAUAAACCUGGAAUAUUGCUGAGUGUGGCGUAAAACUAAACUCACUCACUCACUCUUGCUGUUUAUUCUCCUCACAGUCACUUCCUCAAUCUAUUGUGUUUCAGUCAUUAAAUUGUUUUAGCUGAAUCAAAUCAAAGUUACAAAAUGAGUACUUAAGAUUCGCCUUCUUACAGAAUUAUAAGAUUAGUCUGUCUGUUGUUACCAUGGCAACAUGUGUUGCCAUACUAUAAGUAAUGGAUGAUUUUGAAUUAUAUGUAUGUACAUUUGAAUAAGAUGCUUCUUACAUGCCUAACUAUGAACAGUUCUUGCAACAGAAUUGAAUUAUUUUACAAUGCUUAAUCUUGUACAGGUUUAAUAACAUUACCUAACUAUGACAUGCUGUUUCUGCUUGUUAAAAUCAUUUUAGAAGUGUUUUCUGUGCUAGAGUUAUUAGAUUCUUGUAUUUGUUUUUGAUGCAGAAUAUGUUUGAAGUGCAGUAGUUUUGAUAUUACACAACCACAUAUCAUGAGCUUUUGUUGCACAGUUUGGGUGUUAUUUUUCUGUUACCUGUCAAGUGUAAUGUUCAGUAUUUAGAUGGAGAAUAGAUUGAGUGAACACAAGCAAAAUGAUUAUUGAAACAGUAUUAAUGUUCAUUAUUACUUAAUAAUGUCAGCUGUAAACAAAAAGAUUGAUUUGAGGACAUGUUAUCAGCACAGAGAUAAAAAGUGAUGAGGAAAGUGAUUGGCUCUCCUGAGUUGUGUCCCUUAUGCUUGAUAGAAAAAUAGCUGAGUGAGUUUUAAUCCCAUUUCUGCCCUGAUAAUGUCUGCAGGUUUAAGAGCAUCCAACCUGUCCUUGGGUUCAGUUGACAAGUAAACGGUACCUGCAUCACUUGGGGCUUUCCUCCCUCAUCAGCUGAUAUACCGUGAUGUAACAGAAAUACUUCUCAGAGCUGCAUUUGACCAUAUCACUCUCACUCACUCACUCACUCGGGGCAGUGGGGUAGCCUAGUGGAUAAAGUGUUGUCUUGUCACACCAAAGACCCGGGUUCGAUUCCUCACAUGGAAGUGAAAGCUUAGUCCUUGUGGAUUCAUGAUUUAGUCAUUUUACAGCUGUGUCUAACAUUGGAAAAUUUAAAGUAUUUACAUAAGUCCUUGCACCUUUGAUAAAACAGUGUAUCACUGUAUGUGGUAAUUCUGUUAAUAGCAGCAUUUGAUUUGACUCUUAGUAUGACAAAGAACUGGAAUUUGGGUAUGACAUUCCUUUUCGUGAAGGGAUGACACUAGCAUGAUAUAAUAGUACUGACAACAUUGUCAAAUUGCCAAUGCUCUGAUUAUCUUAAAUUCUUAAUGUCUUUUUUGAGAGGCAUUUUAGAAGUUGUGAAGAUGAAGGAAAACCAAGUUCUGUGGAUAGUCAACUUUUUUAAUGCAAUGAAUGCAAUGUUUUGGUGUAGAUACGAACACGGUUAUCAAUAUUUGUAGUAGAUUCGGUGUUAGUAUCUAUUCCAAAUCAUCACAUUCAUUGCAAUAACGAAGUUGACUUUCAAUAGAACUUAGUUUUCCUUGUCUUAAUGUCAUUUCCAUGUUGCCUGCCACCUGCACAUUGCCUGCUAAAAGAUAUUUAUAACUUGUCUGGAUUUUGGGAUAGCACUGAUGGCUGACUGACAGAAACAUGGAAACACAUGUGAGCAAUGUUUCAUUUGAUCAAAGGCAAUAUGCAGGCAAGACUUCACACCCCUUCUCCAUAUCCCGUCUUUCCCACCCUCCACCCCCAUUUUUCACUGAUACAUAUAUUGCUGGGGGUGACCUGAGAGGCUGUCACCCCUGCAGGUGCAGCUUGCUUUCUUGUAUUGUUUUGUCUCAGGAAGCAAGUAUUGUUAUUACACGCAAGAUCAACCCUCAAGGUAGCCUCAUUAUAGAAGACUCAGUUAUGGUAUGAUCGUUAUUGCAUUGAUGUUGGUAUGUUUUGUCAAAUAUCUGAAUAUCCCAAAUAUGGGAACUUCAACACUGCCACUCAACAUACUCGGUUAUGAUAGUCAGCAGAUAAUAACUGGAAUCUAAUAUUGAACAUAAUGGUUUUGAAGGUCCCACUAUGGAAUACAAAGUAUUGGUUGUACAGCAUUAAGUAGUUGUCUCUCUCUCGAUGAGAGUGUGAAAGAAAUAUUCUAAAUAUCUAAUUAUUGCAGACAAUGACAUUCUUGGUAUUGGCAAAAACCAAUAGCCUUUUUCAAUACGGGACCAUGCACAACCAUUCUGUGCCAGUUAUAAGUGGGCAUUGGCUAAGCCAAGUGGUUAAAGCGUUCGCUCAUCAAAGAGAAGACCCAGAUUCGAUUCCCCACAUGGGUACAAUGUGUGAAGCCCUUUACUGGUGUCCUCCGCCAUGAUAUUGCUGGAAUAUUGCUAAAAGCGGCUUAAAACCAUACUCACUCACUCGAUCCGUUAUAAGUUGUGGUGUAUAUGUUAUUAGCGCCAGGAGGAAAGGGAUGGUCAUGUGGGUGAAGCAUUGGCUUAUGCGAAAAGAUCUGGGUUAGAUUUCAUACAUGGGUGCAACAAAUUAAGCCAGUUUCUGCUGUCACUGUGAUAUUUGUGAAAUAGUUCUAAAGAUGCAUAAAACCGGACACCCUGUUGUUUUAAAUCACAUAUAUAUUUGCUCACUAAGUUAUAUCCUGUAUUGUAGGCAUUCGUCAGUAUUCUCAGCUGUCUUGAGGGUUCAUCAGAAAGGCCUUGCUUCCCAGCUUGUCUAUGUUUAAUGUUUUGAUACAUUGUUGUGCAGUACUAAUGCUUUAUUUACUGUAUAUAAAUAUGAUGUUGGUGUCUUAAUUAUGAUUGUGGUUCUAUAUUCCCUGGCGGUGUUGUGCCAGCCCCCCUUUGUCAACAAAUAGAAGUAUAGGUGCCAAAUAAUACUGUCUAAUAUAUAUGUUUAUGUGUAUAAUUAUACAAGGGAGGAAGGUGGACGCUCCCAAAAUAUAUAUAUAUGAAUAAAUAUUAAGUUUCCCUCUG
Molecule: messenger RNA, 12195 nt
Organism: Haliotis rubra (blacklip abalone)
Lineage: Eukaryota; Metazoa; Mollusca; Gastropoda; Lepetellida; Haliotidae
Product: GTPase-activating protein and VPS9 domain-containing protein 1-like
Biological process (GO): vesicle-mediated transport; regulation of GTPase activity
Cellular component (GO): endocytic vesicle; cytosol
Molecular function (GO): guanyl-nucleotide exchange factor activity; small GTPase binding
Source: RefSeq, a predicted model, not a curated record